CUGAAUUCACGGCAGCAAAGCUACCUAGGCUGUGUGUCGGAAACGAGCGCAGCUCGCUAGAACGACCAAGUAUCCGUGGCCAGCCGGUGAUUGUCAACCGCCGCCGUGGAUAUGCUCGAUACAAGACAUCGCCAUGGCCGAAAACAAAAUGCAACUCGAAGACUGGUUGGACGACCUCUGCGUCCGUUUUAUCAUCCAUCUCCCAAAGGAGGAUCUCUCGUCUGUAGCGCGCAUCUGUUUCCAAGUUGAGGAAGCGCAAUGGUUCUACGAAGACUUUAUUCGGCCUCUGGACCCAACACUGCCGUCCAUGUCACUGCGGAGCUUCUGCCUUCGGAUAUUCCAGCACUGUCCGCUGCUAGCCCCCUUCUCGGUCGAGAACCACAUGCGGGCGUUCGAAGAGUUCCUCCAGUACAAAACGCGGGUCCCAGUCAGGGGUGCUAUUCUGUUGAACGAGGCCAUGGAUUCGACCGUGCUCGUGAGGGGUUGGAAGAAGGGUGCCAGCUGGAGCUUCCCGCGGGGCAAGAUCAACAAGGACGAAGACGACUUGGAUUGCGCCAUCCGCGAGGUGUACGAGGAGACCGGCUUCGACAUCAGACAGGCGGGCCUAGUGCCCAAGGAAGACGAGAUCAAGUACAUCCAAAUGUCGAUGAGGGAGCAGCAGAUUCGUCUCUAUGUCUUCCGCAAUGUCCCGACGGACACCGUCUUUGAGCCGAAGACGCGGAAGGAGAUCAGCAAAGUCGAGUGGUACAGAUUGUCAGAGCUGCCGGCCUUUCGUAAGAAAGGCAACAACUCCCACAAUAGCGUCGCCGCCGCGUCAAACGCGAACAAGUUCUACAUGGUGGCCCCAUUCCUGGUGCCAUUGAAGAAAUGGGUCGUCCAGCAGAAGAAGAAGGACGCAGCCCGAGCGGCUGCGAAUCCAUCUCUUCUGGCUACUCACGUGGGGGUCGAGGAGCCUCUCACCGAGGACGACAUUGGAGCCCAAACGGAGCCGGUGGCGCCUCCUUCGAACGGCACACCAGCAAUCGAGACGCUAGAGGGCGCGACACGCGAACUGCAGCGUCUUCUCAAGGUACAACCACCUACACAGGGUCUGCAGAUAAAUCCGUCUACGAUCUCAAAAGCAGACAAGGGAGACGCUCUUAUGGCGCUUCUGCGGAAGGGCCCGGAGGCGCCAUCGCAUCAGGGCUCAGCGCAGCCUCAGCAGCCUGAUACUCAUAUCCCACAUACGCCGGCCGAUCUUACUUAUACAAAUCCGCCGGAGCCCAAUACCCCACACCACCACCAUCCGACUCAGCGACAGCCGAUUCCUAACUAUCAGCCGCCACCAAGUUUCCCAAUCCCGCCCAACCCAAACCAGAAUGCCCCCCGCGGAUAUUUUCAACAAACCCAACAACAUGCCCAGGUGCUGCCUCAGGUCUACGGUCGCAACCCUUUCGUGAACCCAGCGCAGCAGCAGCGGAACGAGCCCGUGCUUCUGCACCCACAACCACUGCCGCCUCAGGUUCAGCAGUCCCUGCUGACAAGAGGAAUCCUCCCGACUCCUGCCGUUCCAGACAUGAAUAGUCAAGGCGGCUCCCAAGUCCAGCAGGGCGGUGCACAUCCGCUUGCUGCCCGUACGAAUGACGCUUACGCACCUCCGAGACAGCCUGGGAAGCCGACCCAGUUGACGGGCCACGCAAUGACGUUGCUCAACGCCUUCAGAAGUGGCCCCCGUGAGGACACGGUAAACAAGCCCCUUGGAAAUACUCCUCAUGAAGAUACUGGGUUUUCACAGUCCAGUAACCAGCACCAAACUCAGCGUCAACCGGUCCCUUGGCCCAAUGUGCCCUCCGCACAAGGAUCCAACCCUGCAGCGCAAUACCUGCCGCACCACAUGGCCCCUGUUGCGCCGAUGCGGACAUCUCCACGCGCAGUGCAGCCGCCGGCGGCCCAGCAUGCGUCCAAGCCUGCCCAACCGGCAGACUCUCACCGCUCGGCGUUGUUGGAGAUGUUCAAGAAAUCGGGUCCGAGGUCGCCGUUGAGCAAUGAGUUCAAGAUGCAGUCCAGCAUGCAAUCCAGCAGAACACAGCAGGACGAUGGCUCGGCGAAGAAAGUUGAACCCGGCAGCCCUGCGUACAAGGCGACGUCUGCGGCCAACGCGGCCAUGACGGCUUCAGAAGUCAAUGGUGGACCUACGAAAAUGAAUCCAGAGCUAAAUCUGCCGUAUCGGUCUUUUCAAAUUCUCAGUCGGCCCAAGCAGACAGAGCGAGGCCAAUCCCCGGAUGCGCAGGCCCAGAUGCAGCGCUUGCAACAGCGCCUCAACCCUCAAGAACCCAGAAAUGCAGACCGGCAAGGCAUCCCGUCGCCUCGGGACCACGCCUUGUUACAGCAGCCGGAACAAGAGGUCAAAAGAUCCCCUCAGCUCAACUACGCUGCCGCGCAAGCUGCCAGUCUCCCCUACGCGCAGUACUCUCCAUCUGGAACUCAUGCUGUGCCGUCAUUCCACCACCAACAGCCAACCGGUGCGCUCCACCGACGCAAGGACUCGAACCCGGAGCAGAGGCAGAAGCUGCUGUCGCUCUUUAGCAAAGAGCCGCAGCCUUUACCAGCCGGACUUUCGGCCGAAGAGAAGGGGAAGGCGAGGGAGCCGCCGGUGUCUGAGCAGCCUCGGUCUAGCACUCCCCGGUCGCGGGUGGCGUCUCUUGCUUCCGCCGGUGGCAACGAGCCCGCCGUCGGUAGUGCCACGGCGUCACGGCGCGGUAGCCAGACACCUAUCUCGCCAGCUGACCGUAGCUUCCUCUUGUCGUACCUGGAAUCAGUUACGAGCUCCGGGCGAUAGGAAGGUUGGUAUUAGAUGCAAGGGCUUGCGAAUCUGGGGCCGGCCCGGGCCCGCUCGAGCAUCGGCCAAGGAGAGAUGGAAU
Chaetomium strumarium is the source of this 2900-nucleotide messenger RNA. RefSeq lists its product as uncharacterized. The coding region runs from base 134 to 2818 and encodes 894 amino acids. Gene Ontology annotation, biological process: deadenylation-dependent decapping of nuclear-transcribed mRNA; nuclear-transcribed mRNA catabolic process, nonsense-mediated decay. Gene Ontology annotation, cellular component: P-body; cytoplasm. Gene Ontology annotation, molecular function: manganese ion binding; RNA binding; 5'-(N(7)-methylguanosine 5'-triphospho)-[mRNA] hydrolase activity. The transcript has 2 exons. The record is from RefSeq and is a predicted model, not a curated record. Lineage: Eukaryota; Fungi; Ascomycota; Sordariomycetes; Sordariales; Chaetomiaceae.